Molecule: messenger RNA, 2251 nt
Organism: Ziziphus jujuba (common jujube)
Lineage: Eukaryota; Viridiplantae; Streptophyta; Magnoliopsida; Rosales; Rhamnaceae
Exons: 11
Coding region: 159-2018 (619 amino acids)
Biological process (GO): tRNA methylthiolation
Cellular component (GO): endoplasmic reticulum
Molecular function (GO): tRNA (N(6)-L-threonylcarbamoyladenosine(37)-C(2))-methylthiotransferase activity; 4 iron, 4 sulfur cluster binding
Source: RefSeq, a predicted model, not a curated record
GCCCACAAAAAUAGAUCAAUCAAUCUUAUUAUCGGCCCGCUUCUCUCCUUCUCUCUGAAGCUGCUCCUGCAAGACGAAGACGACGCCAUAACUCUUCUUCUUCGCUGCGUGUGUUUUGCGGUGGUUUAGAGAGAGAGAGAGAGAGAGAGAGAGAGAGAAUGGAGGACAUAGAGGAUUUGUUGGUUGGAAGUAAUGGUGGAGCUCCUCCUGGUUUUCGCUUGCCAGUCACUUCAGUUGGACUGAAGCCGAAGAAGAACAAGAGCAAACCUGUUGUUCUCAAUGAUUUUGACAAUAAUAACCUCUCCUCCAAAAUUCCUGGCACUCAGACGAUUUAUAUCAAGACUUUUGGAUGCUCACACAAUCAGAGUGAUAGUGAAUACAUGGCUGGUCAGCUUUCAACAUUUGGUUAUUCAUUAAGUGACAAUCCUGAGGAAGCAGAUCUGUGGCUCAUAAACACCUGUACGGUUAAAUCACCAAGUCAGUCUGCAAUGGACACUUUAAUAUCAAAAUGCAAAAUUGCAAGAAAGCCACUGGUGGUGGCUGGUUGUGUGCCUCAAGGAAGUCGAGAUCUGAAAGAACUAGAAGGGGUCAGUAUAGUUGGAGUCCAGCAAAUUGACCGUGUGGUUGAAGUUGUUGAAGAGACUCUAAAAGGUCAUGAAGUUCGCCUUUUGAACCGCAGGACAUUACCUGCACUUGACCUCCCAAAGGUGAGAAAGAACAAGUUUGUUGAGAUUCUUCCAAUCAAUGUUGGUUGUCUAGGUGCCUGCACUUAUUGCAAAACUAAGCAUGCUCGUGGGCACUUAGGGAGUUAUACUAUUGAUAGCCUUGUAGGGCGUGUAAGAACUGUCAUAGCUGAUGGGGUAAAGGAAAUAUGGCUGAGUAGUGAAGAUACUGGAGCAUAUGGCCGUGACAUUGGGGUCAACCUUCCUACAUUGUUGAAUGCCAUUGUUGCAGAACUUCCCUCUGAUAAAAGCACAAUGCUUCGUAUAGGGAUGACAAAUCCUCCCUAUAUUCUAGAGCACUUGAAAGAGAUUGCAGAUGUGUUGUGCCACCCAUGUGUAUACUCGUUUUUGCAUGUACCUGUACAGUCUGGGAGUGACAGGGUCUUGAGUGCAAUGAAUCGAGAAUAUUCUGUUGGCGAGUUCAGGACAGUUGUAGAUACCUUGACUGAGCUUGUUCCAGGGAUGCAGAUUGCAACCGAUAUAAUAUGUGGAUUUCCUGGUGAAACAGAUGAAGAUUUUGCUGAAACUGUUAACCUCAUUAAGGAUUACAAGUUCCCUCAAGUUCAUAUAUCACAAUUCUAUCCUCGACCAGGGACACCUGCUGCAAGAAUGAAAAAAGUUCCUAGUACUGUGGUGAAGAAACGUAGCCGUGAGCUGACUUCUGUUUUUGAAGCAUUCACACCUUAUAAUGGAAUGGAGGGCAGAGUGGAAAGAAUUUGGAUAACUGAAAUUGCCACUGACCGUGUUCACUUGGUUGGCCAUACCAAGGGAUAUGUGCAGGUGCUCGUGGUUGCACCAGAGAGUAUGUUGGGAACUUCAGCUAUGGUGAGAAUAACAUCUGUGGGAAGGUGGUCAGUCUUUGGAGAAGUGUUAGAGACUAUCCAGCUCACACAUAACCACACUGCUCAAAGCAAGGGAAUGUCAACUGAGAACGAGUGCAGUCCCUGCACAAACACUUGUGGGGGUUGUGUCUCUUCAGAAGAGCCAGAAUAUUGUGCUUGUGGACCUGAAAGCUGUGGACAAACCACUCCGGAAGAAAAUGUUGUAUCAUUGAAUCGGCCAGAAGAUCGUAACAGCAGAAAUUUGAUUGGAUGGUUGCUUAGGAAGCGAAAGAACCAUGUGCAGAAAAAGGAAAUUGAAAAUGCAUCCAAAUCCACGAACAAGCAAGAGUUGACCAAAGGAAGCGUGGAUAGAUGGGGAAUUGUUGAUAGGGUUCUCCUGGGUGGAGUGCUUAUGAGCUUCCUGACAAUUAUAGCUCUAUUAGUGCAUCUUGGCUUUAGGACUGCAACUAAUUGAAAGAUGUUGGUCUUUACUUCCAAUUUUUGUCAAUUAUUUUCGAUUCAAGAGUUCCAUAUGCAAAAUGCAUUUCCCUUUCAACGCGGAAUUUUUAAUAUCAUUGUAACAACGGAUUAUCUUGUUGUGUACGGGUUGGUAAUUCUGUAUUUUUGAAUAGUAGAGCUUCUUUUGGGUUUGCUGUCGAAAGCUUGAUGUAAUCUUUUAGUGGUCAAAGCUCCUUGAGGUUGGCUUAA